AUUAAUUAAUGACAAUUGAUUGAAAGAGAAAAAAAGAGAGGAGAUGAUAAAAAUGGAAUCAUGAGGAAAGGCAAGAAAAUAAGGAGUGAAGGGGGAAGAGGAAGGAGAAAGCGGAAGGAGAGAAAAGGAAGCUGAGUAGAGGGGAGAGAGAGAGACAGAGAAGGCAAAAGAAGCGAUGGCGCGAUGAUGGAUAUGGUUCAGCAAAAAAAAAAAAAGUACAUUUCUCCUCCCUGUUUUUUCUCGAUCGCGGACAAAAGCGACACCCGCGCCCAACAAAGGUCGCAAAACCUUUCUACUUUGUUUUUCAAUCAUUUAUAAGUGAGUGACACACAAAUAAUACAAAAUACAAAAAAAAAACAGACAAACUUUUACAAAUGAGGAUAAAAUUAUUCUUAGCAAGGUAGGGAAGCCAGGGAACAGUUUAGGGAAAAAAGGGGGUAACUAAUAUGUAAUUAUAUAGAUCAGUGAAGGGAAGUGUACCAAGAGAGGAAGGAUACACUGCUUUUUUUUAUAAACCCAAAACGACACACCACAUUUACACACAUACACAAGCACACAUGCACAUUUAAACACAUACACAAACAUUCAUUACACAUCGACACGUUCUCUGUGUGUGCGUGUGUCUCAUCUCAAAAUCACCACCUUAAUGUUAUCUCAAAGCUAUCAGAGACACGACGGCGACGGUCCCCUGUAACUCAAGAAAGGGAUAUUAAAUUCAAGGAAGGAGUUACAGCUGCUACUAGAACACGUUGUUUGCCGGCCUCUCUCUCCUGGCGUGUUGCGUUUUGUGUGUUGUUCUGGAAGUGAAAUUAUGGUUGCGCGACGCUUACGAUAAACGACUUCUGCAGAGUUCAUCUUCAUCCCAGAGCGCAGGCAGAGACAACGACGAAGCGUGCGAGAAUUGGUCACAUUUUUGUUGGCUAACCAAAAGGAUUCAAGGCCCUACACACGCACACACACACAUACGCGCACGCCAUUGUAAAAAGGAGAGUGAUAAAGCCCAAUCUGAACCUGUUGGAGAUAUGACAAAGAUCGUCGAUCAUCGGCAGCAGCGCGCAAAUAAAACGAGGCAUCAAAGGAGGAAAGGUGGUGACAGCAGGCCGAAUUUAUAGUAGUGUUAGCGCAAGCGCAAUCAGUUUCAUUAGUAGUCAUGUUUUGAUUCAGUUCAUUUGCGAACGUUAUCAAUUAUAUAAUUCCCCCCUUAGUAUGCCAUUAUAGAUAGUGCACGCGUCGUCGCACGCGUGCAAGUGAGCUAUCGGUUUAGUUUUUUUUUUGAUAAAUCAGUGAAAAAGGAAGGAGCCCGAGAAGUAAUAAACAAUAAAUUCUUUACUAGUAAGGAAAUGUAAACAGAAACAUGAAGCGCAUUCUGCUGAGCGAGUUUUAAUUUUCUUCGGAGGUUUAUCAUCAUCCAUUGGUCUGUUAAUUAUUACAUUCUUGAUGGGUUGUUGGUGGUGUGAGGCUUGUCUUGGAAUGCGUCGAAUCUCUCGUCGAAGAUGGUUAACUACAAAAAACGGGGGGAACGGCAAGAGCGGGUUGUAGAGUUUUACAAAGUUAGGUUAACUUACAAACACCUUUAGUUCAAGUGCGAUUGAGGAUGGGAAAAUCAUGGGUCACGGGAAUUGUGAGCCAAUGUUGGGGGAGGGGACCUCGGUUAGUGGUAGGAACAUUUAGGAAGGGAAAACCCAGUGUCCAUAUGUACAUAAUAUAUAGACCACUGAGCGUAUCGUUUUCGUAAUCAAGCUACGGUAGUGCGAGGAACACAUGUAGCGUUCAAGGAUCAACCGGAAGACAUCUGUAGAACAAAACUGGCACCAUUCUCCGUCGGUCGGCGGCGACACAAGGAUACGCGCAUAUCCGGAAAUCCGGAACACAGGAAGAACCCUUUUUUCCUAAUAACAGUUUGAUUUCCUAACGUGCGUACGCCCACAGAAAAGCAACAAAAUCAUCUAGAGUUCGGUUUGAAUAAAAAAAAGGAUUCGUGGAUCAUAAUCAUCGCCUCUUCGCCUUCAUAAGGAUAGCGCUUUGGAUGGAUUUCUCCUCUGUAGGUUUCGGUAGAAUUGAAAGGGAUCGUUCGUCUGUUAGCAAAUUGGUCUCUCUCUCUCUUUCUCUCUCUUGGCUCUUGGUUUUGCUGGUGGUCUGUUGAUCUUGAUCUUGUUGGAAGGGUAGUAAAAGCACGUGGCACAACAGACAGGUGGUUGGCGGGAAAUGUCUGACGCAUUAUGGACAGGACCGUACACGUGUUUGUACAUUGGUCCAAUCAACGAAAGAAAUCAUCUCCAUUUCAGUUCAAUCUCUUUACGUGAAACAUCUUCAUAAUUAUUGCAUUUAGUAUCAGUUGCCACACAUUACAUUCUAUCUGUACUUUUGUUUAAUGUUUGUGUUUGUUCUUGGGCAUCGUGUGAAGUGUUUCCCUCGUUUUUCGUAGGUUGAAUUUUCAAUAGGUAAAAGAACAAUUGUAUGAUAAAUAUUAAAACCAUUCUUGGCAACUCGGUGGAUGGUCUAUUUUCGGAAUUAGUUGGAUCAAAACGUUUUGAACAACGAAUCAGUUUGUGGAUGGAUGGCGUUGUGUUGCAAUCAUAACUCAUGUAUCCCAAUCCUAGAAAUGUUUCAGCUAUGUUGAAGUAAGGGUUCGGUAGAUGUGAAACAAAGUUAAAAGAUAAACAAAUAAAAAACAACGGAAAUUUAACAAGAAAAUCGUCCCUCAAAAUAACCCGCCUUUGGUGGGAGCGCUCCAUUCCAGUCGGUACUGUGUACCAUUAUGAAAUGGAGCAGCAGGUUGAAUGAGAAUGGUUUGAAUGGUUUCGCUGUUUCGUUUGGCACCGAUUUAGAUAUUACAUGGAUGUACAAAUGGAUGGAAAUUGAAAACAAAUAAAGAAAAACAAACGCGUAACAUUUGUGAAAUGUAUUUACGGAUUGUGCAAGUAAAGAAAGGUCAGCUACUGGGUAGAUAAAUACAAAUUGAACGCAUAAAUUUAAUAACCGACGCAACAGCUGAUCCGAAAUUCAAAUUCCUUUCCGCGCGCCAGUGACGCGAACGUCAAACCAGCGCGUUUGCUUACAUCUGUCAAAAUCGCUGUCAAAAGGGAUGCAUUUGUGUAGCCUGCGCUUUUAGGGCAUGCUAGACGGGCACACGCAAGGCUGGACUGAAUAUUUUCAACACCCGUGCGCUGUAUUUAUCUGUAGAAAAGUGUGUUUAUUUCGUGCCAGUGUUGUGAAAAGUGAAUCCCGUUCUUUUAGUGUUGAAAAUUUCUACCACAAGCUACGCUCUUGUGUAUCUUUUCUAAUUGUUGUGUGUCCGAAUAUUUGGCACCCUUUGAUUUUUAAGGAUGGACGCUCUGCUGGAUGAAGUUGAAUCGUUGGAAGCGAUUCUGAUGGAAGACGUUCACAUCACGAAGAAUGCAAGCGGAUUUCCGGAGAUGAUUGAAACGACCGUAUUUCCAACGGUGGGCGAAGAGCUGGAAUCACAGUACGUUUGUAUCACGCUGCAGGUGUUACCGGCCGUCGGCUAUCCGGAUGUGCGUCCGAACGUGAAGUUACGAAAUCCACGCGGUCUGGAUGAUAACAUUAUCGGGCAGAUCGAGCGUGCCGUGCAGCAAAAGUUGACUGAAUCGAUCGGCCAACCGGUCGUGUUUGAUCUCAUAGACAUAAUACGGGAGCAGCUGACGGCAAGCAAUCUACCGUCCGGCCAGUGCGUGAUCUGUCUGUACGGGUUUCUCGAGGGCGAUGAGUUUACCAAAACCGUGUGUUAUCACUAUCUGCACAGCCACUGUCUGGCGUGUCACAUCAAUGCUUCGAAGCGCAACUAUGAGGAAGAGAUCGAAAAGCUACCGAUCUGGAAGCGCAAGGAAACGAAACCAUUUCAGGCCCAGUGUCCGGUGUGCCGGGAAUCGAUAGACGGCGUAGAGGUGGAACCAUUGAUGCGCUGCCGGCCACCGGCGGAACGUGAGAAUGCACCGAAAUUUAAGGUGACCGACGAGCUGAAAUCACUCCAGGCACAAAUGAACCGGCUGUUUAUGCAUCAGAAACGGCGUGGUGGAAUUAUUGAUUUGGAAGCCGAAGAGGGCAAUGUGAUUGCGAUCGAAACGGAAUCUCCAAAUGGCGAGAUUUCUAAAGGCACAAAUGAUACUUCAAACGUUCCCAGCCCAAUGCUGCCGGAGGUGAAAACGCCAGCAAACAAGAAGCAUGGCACGAACGCACAACACGCCAAAGGAUCUUCAAGCUCAAAAGGGGCGAGUAAUAAUAAUGCCGGUCGGCAGCGUAAUAAUGCACAGGCCGCACUUGCGAACGGUGAAGCAAAUGACGAUCCGGAUGCUUGUACUGAGCCGUGCUGUUCGGGACAGAAUGAUCAUCAUCGUAGUGGCGGUCGAAAUAGGCGUCACAAUAAUCACCAUCACAACCGGCACCAGCGUCAUCAUCACAAUCACCAUCAUCAUCACCAUCAGCAGCAGGGCCGUGGUGGUGGUGGUGGUGGAGGUGCUGGCACUUCAACAGCGGCCGGUGGAGCGGCCAAAAAUUUAGGUACUCCCUGCGCAUCCGACGCCAGGUGACAAUUGUUGCUAGAGGAAAGUGAUCCCCACGCGAUGCAGUGUCAUUGGGUCGAGCGGGAUGUGUUGGAUCGGCUGUACAACGGGCCGGGCGAAUCCUGCUGGCCGUGGGCUCAUCAUGCCCAUCCUAAUCUGUCGAAGAGCAAACAGCAGCAACGUGGACAGAAUGAUAGCCGCCGCACCAUCAGACCGAUGCUACUGAUAUAACAUUUAAUCCACUGGACACGUAUGCAGAUUCUCUUCAAUCUCGUAAAUACUCUUAUUCGUACCAAAAUAAUCGACAGUAUGCAUAUUCAUAACAACGUCCGCAUAGUUGCGGACAAGCGUAGAAUUUUCGAUCAAUGUUGGCUGUCCGUAGGUAGGCCAAUGAUCCACCGUAUGGAACGAAGGCAUCCUCAAUGUUACCGUCUGUUGUUGCACAGCGCUUGCCUGCAACGACUGAAACAAACCGACGCCGCGUUAGCCCGCAGCGUGCUUGAAAAGACUUUCGUUCGGAUGUUGGAUCCGAUGCAAACAUCCCUGGGCGGGUUGUUAGCUGUGUACGGCAAGGGAAUAUGUUGUGGUAAGGUCCGCUUUUACUACACAGUAGUUUGGAUGUUUUUAUUACGAAUUUUUCUAGAUGUGCUCGAUUCUGCCCACCAGGGACAGUCGUACGUACGCUCGUUUGGCGUUCAAUCCCGAUGUUUAAGACUAAUGCCCCUUUACUGCGAGCGUACGAAAUGGUACGAUCGAAGAAAUGUUUAUUUUGUCGUCGUGUUGUUAAGUUCGCUUGAGUUUAAUAAUAAUAUUUUCGCUUCAAAUGUCGGCUGUUUUUGGCGACCAACUGGCGUCAAUGUAGUAGAUUUAUCCGUAAAGUUUACCGUUCAUCAUUAACGAUAAGUUUUUUUUUGUAAGAACGCAUGGAUGUGCGUAAGUGGACGGAAUGUGUAACGUGAUCUAUAGUUUAUUUAUCAUCCGUAAGAGCGCAAGAGAAGGACGGGUGAUUUUUUUUACACACACACACACUAGAUAAGAGAUACGGUUAGUUUCGAACGUACAAAUAGCCCGGGGAAAUGGAGAAGAUAUAUAGGGAGCGGUGCGUGUGCGUGACCACCUCUUACCCAAUACCAAGGAUCUCUCCCUACACUCGAUAGCGUUUAAAAUAAUUUAAAGAAAAAGACACAAAACUUAUUUAACACUUCCCGUUCCUCAAAACGUAAGGGCAUGGUCCGUGUUUUGAGGCGUGCGAAGGACAACAGUGUAAUGGAUAUUGUCUCUUUAUUUUGUUUAACAAUUACUAAAAAAAAGCUUAUUAUAUUAACUUAAAGCGUUUUCCGUUUUCGAAUGGUAAAGUUGGUUCCAUUUCUUUUACCAGUUGCACUGGAAUGUGUUCAUGUAGAUGUGAAAUGCUUCCCGUUUUCUAUAUAUUUACUUUAAUUAGAUUUUUGCAUGUCGAAAAGUUUUCCACGUGUGUGAGUUGAAAAAAGUGUUGCAACAGAGUCGAUUUCAUCUUGCAAAUGCUCGAGAAAGAAGAUUCUACUUUUGCCCGUAAAUGUAUCAACUUAAGCUUAAAAAAAUGGGUUCAACUUUAUCACUUAAGUGGAGAAUGAGUUCCUCUACGCAUAGUUUUGUGCUGUUUAUACUAUUUAUUGCUUUACGUUUGUGUGGGUAUUGAUAAUUUCUUAUGAAGAAACGAACGCGUAUCAUUGCGUGCCAAACCAGAUAAAACAAACAAUUACACUCGCGACAGAGCGAACGAGAGCGAAAGUGAACGAGUUUCGUUUUUGCUGUGGAAAUGGAAUGAAAAAUAAAAAAAGAUAAAAGUUCAGAUAAAAGCGAAAAUCAAAUCGCAUCACCACACCCCUUUAAUAGCAAAGAAAUAGGCUUAAAUGAGUUGUAAAGGGGUUGAAAGCAUAGCAAAAAAAGCACAAUACAAUAUAAAAAAGAAGCUCAUUUGGAUAUACAUAUGGAAGACACAUUGUAAAACUACAAACAAAAACAACAGCACGAUAGAUACAAUUCGAUUGCAAUAGGUUAUCAUUCAAAAAGACAGGAAAAAAACAAUUCUCAACGCAAAACAUAAAACUGAAGAAAAAAAUCUCAAGUUAGUGAAACACAUACUCUCUUAUCGAAAAUCAGGCAAAGAGAAGAAUUUUUAGAAGCUGGCUUAAAGUCUUAAUUUCUCAUUGCGCCCGGUACGUGAUGAUGUAAACGUGAAUUUAAACAUAACUCAGUAAUAAUUAACUGUCAAAGCACAUAGAACAACAACAGGGACACAUAACGAAAAGCCCCCGGUGUUUGAAGUAAAUCAUCCCCUGAGACGAAUAAAAAAUUAAACGUGCACCCUUUUAAAAUGAUGUCUCUACCCCGCAAAAAGCAAAUCGUCUCCCAAUAUCCGAGCUCCACGAUCCACGAUCGUCUGAAGUGUCGCCGGUGGGGGAAAAAUCGUAUUCUAAGUCAUUUGUAAUUCCUGCACGUGUGAGAGAAGGGUGGAACAUCGGCAGGUGGGAAAGAAUGUCUGUGUCUCUGCCCCCCUUUAAUGGUCAAUCCACAAUAUGAUAUGUAUGUUAUCUUAAAUUACCACAAAUCAGAAGGCAAAACCGUUUUGCCCAGACUAAUGGAACAAGAAAACAAAA
Molecule: messenger RNA, 7159 nt
Organism: Anopheles funestus (African malaria mosquito)
Lineage: Eukaryota; Metazoa; Arthropoda; Insecta; Diptera; Culicidae
Product: E3 ubiquitin-protein ligase RNF25
Exons: 4
Coding region: 3327-4547 (406 amino acids)
Biological process (GO): protein ubiquitination
Cellular component (GO): nucleus
Molecular function (GO): protein binding; ubiquitin protein ligase activity
Source: RefSeq, a predicted model, not a curated record